GCGAGCAUCCGAAAUUUUACGUUGCGAAUCCACCCAGGGCACGACAUAUCGGAGCAAUCCUGUGCCUAUUGUGACUAUAUUGCUUCACCAUUUCUGAUCAAGCGCACGCUUUUCCAGCAACAUAUGGCAGAUUCGAAACUCCUUUCGGGGCCGGUGGCCUUUGUUCACAUGUUCCUCGGGUCUGUACACAAAACCGGCAUUCCAGCAAUUCAGACAGUCGCCUGUGUUGAUCUUAUGUUCCACGUUGCCGGAAACAGUUAUGGGUCUCAGAGUCAAGGGGUAGCAGAAAUGCCUAAAUCGUCCUGGGUAGAGCUGGCUCAGCGGUGGACCAUUGAUCGUAUUUUGCUGCCAGGUGAUAUUGAGCAUCGCUGGACAUGUAGGGAUGUUAACAUCAAUUGUCACUCCUUUAAAAUUGCUGGUGUCAUUCUUCCGAGAUGCUGCAUCGAAGAGCUUGCCCGAUGUGUGAAAGGAUUUUUCACGCUAGCAGCAGAAAACAAGGUUGGUGCGCUGGUUGUUUUCGGAACUACUGUCGGAGCAGUGAAAAUUUCUGGUGGGUUUCUGCCGUGGGAACGUGAUGCAGAUUUGAUAUGGGAUGCUUAUAAAUAUCAGGUUGUCGGUGGACCCAUCAAAGAGGGCUUGGAGCAGAAGUAUCAGUGCCAACUUGGCUCGGCGCAAAUUAUGACCAAGUUCGGUUACGAUAUAUCGGCGUGUUCAAAGAUCACCAACGGAUCUUGCCUGUAUCACGCAUUGUACACAGGCUCAUGGCGCAUAGAGAUGUACGGCGAGCCAGUCCUCGUAUCGCAUCGGCUACAUGGAUUUGAACAACCUACGACAGUCAAUCUUGAUGGACUGUGGGUACCGACGUUACCGAACCCCGGACGGUUUGUUCGUGUACUUUACGGAGACAACGUGCUGGGUCACGUGCAGAAUUGGGUCGAUUACGGAAGAGUGACAGGUUGGGCACGGUACACCAAAGUCCAGCAAGAGGGUUUCUUACCAUGUCCUGAAACAGCUGUAAGGCAUGCAUGUUUACCCGGGAAUUAUUUGCCCUACGGGAAUAUUCAGUUCCAAGAUAUUCCCAUUUGA
Molecule: messenger RNA, 1086 nt
Organism: Opisthorchis viverrini
Lineage: Eukaryota; Metazoa; Platyhelminthes; Trematoda; Opisthorchiida; Opisthorchiidae
Exons: 1
Biological process (GO): protein O-linked glycosylation via mannose
Cellular component (GO): Golgi apparatus
Source: RefSeq, a predicted model, not a curated record